Messenger RNA from Chenopodium quinoa (quinoa), 615 nucleotides. RefSeq lists its product as uncharacterized. The record is from RefSeq and is a predicted model, not a curated record. NCBI's taxonomy places the organism in Eukaryota, Viridiplantae, Streptophyta, Magnoliopsida, Caryophyllales, Amaranthaceae. Bases 1 to 615 code for a protein of 204 amino acids. The transcript is spliced from 3 exons.
AUGCGUGAUGAAUAUAGUGCUUUAAUUGAAACGGGGACAUGGGAUUUGGUUCCAAGGCCUACGGGGGUGAACAUUGUCAAUUGUUUGUGGUUGUUUUGUCAUAAAUUAAAAGCUAACGGUGAUCUUGAAAGACACAAAGCUCGUUUAGUUUGUGAUGGAAGGUCUCAGAUUAAAGGUGUUUACUGUGAUGAAAUGUUUAGUCCCGUUGUUACGCCGACGACUAUUCGAACGGUGUUGAGUUUGGCUAUGGCUCGUAAGUGGUCUAUUCACCAACUUGAUUUAAAAAAUGCUUUUUUACAUGGUGAAUUGAAUGAGUGUGUGUAUAUGCAUCAACCCCUUGGGUUUGUUGACAAGAGAUUUUCAGGUUAUAUGGGGUUUUUCAUUGCUAAAAUGGAUAAUUCUCUAUUCAUCUUCCGACAUGGGAAUGGUAUGGCAUAUUUGUUGCUAUAUGUUGAUGACAUUGUGUUAGUUACUUCCUCAGAUAAAUUGCGUGAGAGUAUGAGCAGUUGCAAACCUGCGCAGACUCCAGUGGAUACUCAAUCCAAACUUAGUGUUGAUGUCGGACCUCAGUUUCAUGAUCCAACAUUCUAUCGCAGUCUUGCAGGUGCCUUAUAG